AUGAUACCAAAUGAACACAGUCGAGUAAUUUUACCCAAUUAUGAAGGAGAUUCACUUUCCUCUUAUAUUAAUGCCAACUAUAUACGGGGCUAUGAAGUUGAAGCAUGUGCUUAUAUUGCCACCCAAGGUCCAAUGGCACAUACCAUUGUGGACUUUUGGAGAAUGGUAUGGCACGAGAAAUCUCCAAUUAUUGUCAUGAUAACAAAACUGAAAGAGAAAAACCAGAGUAAGUGUGAAAACUAUCUUCCUGAAAAGAUUGGCGGUUAUGGGGAUAUUGAAGUGACAGUAGACAAAGUGGCCCAACGACCAGGAUACCUAAUGCAUUUCUUGACACUGAGAUGUAAGGGAGAGGCCCAUAAAGUUGUCCACUAUUGGUAUACAGCCUGGCCUGACCAUAAACCCCCAGAUUCACCAAAGAUGAUCUUAGACUUAGUAAGGGAAGUAGAAUUGAGGCGUUACAAAGAUGACGGGGUUACUCCCAAAGGACCUAUCACUGUGCAUUGCAGUGCUGGUAUUGGACGAACUGGCUGUUUUAUUGCUAUCAGUAUUGGAAUCCGACAAUUGCGGGAAGAACACUCAGUCGAUGUGUUAGGCAUUGUAUGUAGCAUGAGAAUGGACAGAGGUGGAAUGAUACAAACACAUGAGCAGUAUGAAUUCAUUCAUCAGGCACUUUGUGAAUAUGAGAAAAUGUUAGAUGCUGGAGGAGAUUGA
Molecule: messenger RNA, 711 nt
Organism: Acanthosepion pharaonis
Lineage: Eukaryota; Metazoa; Mollusca; Cephalopoda; Sepiida; Sepiidae
Source: the annotation of a GenBank genome assembly